AACAAAUAUAAAAACAUGAUAGUUAUUUAGUUUUUUUUGGUAAUUAAGUCAAAUUUCUGACAGAGGCGGCAUCCGUUCAAACAUUACCACAUCUUCAGUGGCUGUGGUGUCACCCUUUGGACUCGAAAACCACUUCCCACAUCGACACAUAAGCUCUCUACCAAAGUCGUCUGUUUUGAUAUGCCACAGUCACACCCACAGACUAUUACUUACACAUUUCAUCCGUGUUACUGACACAAAAUCUUGCCGACAUAAUCUUUGCUCCAUCACUGUACCUAACCAUCAUAAGGUUGGCUUCAUAGGAAUCUAUAUAUUCCAUCAUGGCAGCUCUGGAUUAUGAGUCCAUUAAUGAAAAUGUGAAGAAGGCUCAGUAUGCUGUUAGAGGUGAGCUGUAUCUUCGAGCGUCAGAGCUUCAGAAGGAAGGAAAGAAGAUUAUCUUCACGAAUGUGGGGAAUCCACAUGCUUUAGGACAGAAGCCUCUAACUUUUCCCCGCCAGGUUGUUGCUCUUUGUCAAGCACCAUUUCUACUCGAUGAUCCUAAUGUAGGACUUAUAUUUCCUGCCGAUGCCAUUGCAAGAGCCAAAUAUUAUCUAGGACUCACCUCGGGUGGUCUAGGUGCGUACAGCGACUCACGGGGUCUUCCUGGAAUAAGAAAAGAAGUGGCAGAGUUCAUCGAGAAGCGUGAUGGAUAUCCAAGUGAUCCAGAGCUUAUAUAUCUCACUGAUGGUGCUAGCAAAGGAGUGAUGCAGAUCUUGCAAACGAUAAUCCGAGGUCAAGGGGACGGGAUAUUAGUUCCUGUUCCACAAUAUCCUCUUUAUUCAGCUGCCAUUACUUUAUUUGGUGGUUCUCUUGUUCCAUACUACUUGGAGGAGACAGCUAACUGGGGUCUUGAUAUACAAAACCUUCGCGAGUCAGUUGCAGAAUCUCGUGCUAGAGGAAUAACAGUACGAGCUAUGGUGAUUAUAAAUCCCGGAAAUCCUACUGGACAGUGCCUUAGUGUAGCCAAUUUGAAAGAAAUACUGAAGUUCUGCAACCAAGAGAAACUGGUCCUGCUUGGAGAUGAAGUUUAUCAGCAAAAUGUUUACCAAGAUGAACGUCCCUUUAUUAGUGCAAGAAAGGUUUUGAUGGACAUGGGCCCACCAAUAAGUAAAGAGGUCCAGCUUGUCUCCUUUCAUACAGUGUCCAAAGGCUAUUGGGGAGAAUGUGGACAGCGAGGAGGCUACCUUGAGAUGACUAACAUUCCUCCACAGACUGUUGAUGAAAUAUACAAGGUCGCAUCGAUUUCGCUAAGUCCAAAUGUCCCUGGACAGAUAUUCAUGGGUGUGAUGGUCAAUCCUCCCAAACCUGGAGACAUCUCAUACGAUAGGUUUGCUAGAGAGAGCAAAGGUAUCCUUGGGUCACUGAGGAAGAGAGCACAAAUAAUGACAGAUGGAUUCAACAGCUGCAGAAAUGUGGUUUGCAAUUUUACUGAAGGUGCCAUGUAUUCCUUCCCACAAGUACGUUUACCUCCAAAAGCAAUUGAGGCUGCAAAAAAAGCUGGAAAAGUUCCUGAUGUUUUCUACUGCCUCAGGCUGUUAGAGGCCACAGGCAUCUCCACAGUCCCAGGUUCAGGGUUUGGACAAAAGGACGGGGUGUUCCAUUUGAGGACAACCAUCUUGCCUGCUGAAGAGGACAUGCCUGCAAUCAUGUCCAGUUUUAAGAAAUUUAAUGACGAGUUCAUGGAGCAAUACGAAGACAACAGAGGCUAUUCAAGGAUGUAAGCAGUAGUGCUUUGAAUAUUUCUCUAUGUAAAGAUCUCUUCAGCUGUUGGAAGUUCUUAGCUAUACCAACAAACCUGUCUAUUUUACUUCCAUUUACGCCCCUCCCCCUCCCCGCUGGGCGCUGGGGGUAUAAACAUUUCCUUAAAGCAUCAGACAUUCCUACAUAGGUCCAUCUGAAUAUGGAUGCUUUCUUAUUCCGCAGACUUCUUUUGCUAUAUGUAGAUGGAAUUUGUAAAUUGUGGUACUUCCCUGGGUAAUCAAAAAAAUUCUUGUUCUAAUGAAAUAUGUCCUGCCUAUGGAUUUAAACA
This is a messenger RNA of Daucus carota subsp. sativus, 2068 nucleotides long. RefSeq names its product glutamate--glyoxylate aminotransferase 2. The transcript has 14 exons. The record is from RefSeq and is a predicted model, not a curated record. Lineage: Eukaryota; Viridiplantae; Streptophyta; Magnoliopsida; Apiales; Apiaceae. Gene Ontology annotation, biological process: photorespiration; biosynthetic process. The coding region runs from base 321 to 1760 and encodes 479 amino acids. Gene Ontology annotation, molecular function: L-alanine:glyoxylate transaminase activity; pyridoxal phosphate binding; glycine:2-oxoglutarate transaminase activity.